Molecule: messenger RNA, 502 nt
Organism: Olea europaea var. sylvestris
Lineage: Eukaryota; Viridiplantae; Streptophyta; Magnoliopsida; Lamiales; Oleaceae
Product: EG45-like domain containing protein
Exons: 3
Coding region: 19-408 (129 amino acids)
Source: RefSeq, a predicted model, not a curated record
AUUCCACUCAUUGUAUGGAUGAUCUUCUUCUUUGUUUGCAUCUGCAAUUUUUCCCAUGCUGACGUGGGCACCGCCAGUUUCUACAAUCCCCCUUAUACACCCACCGCGUGUUACGGCAAUGAUUUUUCACAAUUCCCGUCGAGCAACCUAUUUGCAGCCGCCGGAGAGGGGAUAUGGGACAAUGGCGCCUCCUGUGGACGUCAAUACUUGGUGAGGUGUAUCAGCGCCGCCGUGCCACGCACUUGCAUUCCUGGAGAGACAAUUCAAGUGAAGAUAGUUGAUCGGGCCCAAACUUCUGUUUCUCGGCCAACCAGAGGAGGAGUCACCAUGGUACUAUCAAAUACAGCUUUUCGUACAAUUGGAAGACCGCCUGCAACUUCCAUGAACAUUGAACUUCAACAGGUUUGAAUUGGAUAUGAAAGUUCAUGAAGAAGCCGGCAUGAAUAGUUUUUGGAGAAUGGUUGUAAUAAUGUUGAUAAGCAAAUUAUUAAUGUGUACUUAA